AUUAAAGUUGAGGACAGUCACUUACGCGUUGCAGACGGCAAAGAUAGAGAAAAUUAGAGUUGAGGACAGUGUCUUGCAGAAAAACAAGCAACGGGAAAAUUAAAUUUGAGGACAGUGACGAGAGUCACUUGCCCAUGUUGGUUAGACAAAGAUACAGAAAAUUAGAGUUGAGGACAGAGUUCUGCAGAGCACAAGGAAGAGAAAAUUAAAGUUGAGGACAGUUAGUUACUGUAGCAGAGAAGAAGGAAAGCUUAAGUUUUGCAGAUCAGGGCCUGGGAGAUGUGGUUCUAGUCUAUAUAUACCAGUGAAAUGGUGAGUUAGAAGUGUGAGUUUUGAGUUCUAAAGAUAAGAUUCUUUAGAAGAGUGUGUGAGAUAAGUCUCUCAAGUCUCAAGUCUCUCAAGUUUCUCAUCGAUCAUGGCGAUUGUGGAGGUAGACAGAGCUGAUGAGCAAUUGCAAGCUCAAGCUCACGUAUGGAAGUACAUAUUUAAUUUCAUCAACUCAAUGGCUCUUAAGUGUGCCGUUGAUCUGGGUAUACCAGAUGUGAUCCACGGCCAUGACCGACCAGUGACCCUCACUGAACUGGCCACCGCACUUUCCAUUCCGGCGGUGAAAAAAGAUUGUCUCCGUCGUUUGAUGCGCUUACUAGGGCAUAACGGCUUCUUUGUGAGGCAAACCAAUCGAGAUGGAGAAGAAGAGUAUCUUCUCACUCCGUCUUCCAAACUCCUCGUUAAGGAGAAUCCCAUAAACCUAUUGGGUUUCAUGGAAGAGGAGAUUAACCCAGUUUUUGUGUCAACUUGGCAUUAUUUUGGUGAAUGGUUUAAAACCACAGAACAAAGACUAUUUAAAAUGGCCCAUGGCGUGAGCCUUUGGGAAUAUAAUAGCCAGCACCCUGAGAUGAACGCUGUGUUCAACGAAGGUAUGGCUUCUGACGCUCGUUUCUUGAUGAAUAUAGUGGUUCGUAAGUGCCCUGAGGUUUACCAAGGCCUCAAGUCGCUCGUCGACGUCGGUGGAGGUACCGGAACCGCCGCCCGUACUAUCGCCGAGGCCUUCCCUCAUGUCAAGUGCUCUGUCUAUGAUCUCCCUCAUGUGAUUGCUACCUUGCCCAAGAACGACAUCAUCGAAGGCAUCGGAGGGAGCAUGUUCGAAUCUAUCCCACCCACUCAUGCAGUUCACCUCAAGUGGGUUCUACAUGACUGGAGUGAUGAGGAGUGCUUAACAAUACUGAAGAAUUGCAAGGAAUCGAUUCCAUCAAGAGAAGAGGGAGGGAAGGUGAUUAUAUUGGACAUGGUUGUGGAGGAGAAGAAGGAUGAUCCUGAUUCCACAGAGGCACAACUUUUAUUCGAUGUGUUGGUGAUGUUAGAUGUAGGGGGGAAGGAAAGGACUGAACAAGAAUGGAAGAAACUCUUCAAGGAUGCUGGUUUCUCUGAUUACAAGAUCAAAUCUGUUCUGGGUGUCCGAUCACUUAUUGAGGUUUAUCCAUGAUUUUGAGUUACUUUUAUGGGUUUAUGUGUUUAUGGGUAUAUGGGGGUGUCUCUUUCCUUUCUGUACUGGAAACUUAAAAGUGGUAGUUUAUGGUAUGGAAUCUUAAGUGUGUGUUUAAUUUUCAGUAAAUAAUUGCUGAUGUCCAUGAAAAAUUAACGAUGUACUUGGAUGAGGACAUUAGUUUGUGUGGAAAUAUGAAUGAAUCUUAUCGUUUUCUUCUCCA
Macadamia integrifolia is the source of this 1706-nucleotide messenger RNA. RefSeq names its product probable O-methyltransferase 3. Lineage: Eukaryota; Viridiplantae; Streptophyta; Magnoliopsida; Proteales; Proteaceae. Gene Ontology annotation, biological process: methylation. The transcript is spliced from 2 exons. The record is from RefSeq and is a predicted model, not a curated record. Gene Ontology annotation, molecular function: S-adenosylmethionine-dependent methyltransferase activity; O-methyltransferase activity; protein dimerization activity. The coding region runs from base 416 to 1483 and encodes 355 amino acids.